Messenger RNA from Vollenhovia emeryi, 3074 nucleotides. RefSeq lists its product as uncharacterized. Lineage: Eukaryota; Metazoa; Arthropoda; Insecta; Hymenoptera; Formicidae. The transcript has 3 exons. The record is from RefSeq and is a predicted model, not a curated record. The coding region runs from base 545 to 1738 and encodes 397 amino acids.
ACGCUGCUGGUGACUCCGCUGGUGCGAUGACACCGCGACCGGAGAACGGUCACGCGUUCCUGCCUCCCGCGUGCCUCGCCAGAGAAUAAACGGCCACGGUUCGCGGACCCGUGCGCCCAGCAGGCGCUCUCUGUGUGUGUGUGUGUGUGUAUGUGUGUGUGUGUGUGUCUGUGUCUGUCAGCCAUCAUGAUCGCCCGCGAGUCAUGACUUCUGUGCUCCACGAUCUCCGACGUCCCGUCCGAGUGGCGUGAGCUCUGACCGCCUGUCCGCCGCGACACACGUGCCUCAGACUUUUUGUAAAUCGUAGGUCCUCGCUCCGUCGGAUGAUAGGGAGGCGGGGGAGAGAGAGAGAGGGGGUUCUCUGGAGCACGAGGAUGUUCCGCGCCGCAGCCGAGGCCGCCGCACGCCGCAACCACGUCUCGCGCGCUCGGGCCUGAUUCUCUUGAGAGAAAGUCAACAAGCUGCGAUCUCGUUGCGCCGCACGCCGAGAGGUCCAAGUAUGAGCGGCCCAGCGGAGGAAAAUGGAUACCGAUAAAGUGUCAGUAUGCGCGAAAAGUCAGCAGAAUGUCACACUCACGCAGGUCACGUGAGGGGCACGACAGAGAUGUGCUCGCGUGAUCCACCUACGCUGCACCCGACCCUCGCCAAGGCAAACGGUAAAAAUUCGAGCCCCCAGCCGGCUCAUCACGCGGAGGUGCAGCGCAUCGACGGCAGCCUGCUGCCAACUCCCGGAGGCCGCUUGAAGUUCUUCAAAGAUGGCAAGUUCAUCCUGGAGCUGUCCCACCGCAGGGACGGUGAGAAGACCACGUGGUUUCCCGUGCCAAAGAAAACCUUCUGGCCGCCCGCUAGCACCAUCCCGAAUCGACAGGAGAGCUCUACUUCCCUCAGUGUUUCCGACGACAAUUCGUCGGUCCAAUCCAGUCCUUGGCAGAGAGAUCACUGCUGGAAGCAGACCCAUCCCCGACGCAGGAUAACCACGGAAUUCAAUUUUUAUUAUCGCCGAGACCCCAAGACCCGCUUGUACGCGCACCUACGCCUGAUAGCGAGGAAACGCAGGCGCCCGUUGGACUCCACGACCGCGGCCUCGGUCCUGGAGCCAACGGCGGCUCAUCCGACGAGAGCGCCGCGGAAAUUGAACGGUACAUCGUCGUCGGGCAGGCUGAUUCAGAUUAUCGACAAGCUGGCGCGCCUGCUGGAUCCUAAUGUCGUAUCGCCUCGCAAACGCAUACUGCGCGAGCUGGAGAGAGUCUCGCUGGAGGAUCAGGCGUCCAAGAGACGGGCCACUCCGCAGCCGCAGGUUUGCACGACGAGCGCGCCACCGACUCCCUCCUCGAAGCAAGUGUCGUCGUACAGUAUAACCAGUAUCCUGGGGGAGGACAAGCCGAGUCCCGAGCCGGGUUUCUUGAGGACACUGCUGAAGCCGGACGACCGGCAGCCUGUGAAAUACUCAACGACUAACGCCUAUCCGAGGGUACGAAUCGAUCCCUACAUCGGAUCCAGCAAUACAUCCGUUCAUCAUCCGCUCUACGCGAUACCGAUGUUGCCACCUGGACCGUAUAGGGCGGCGCCUCUAUGGAUGGCGCCCCAUUAUCCGUCUCCCGUCCACUAUUCGCCUCCUAUGCAAUUGUACGCACCGCCGCAUUCUCACUCAUCGUCCCCACAUUACAAAGACUAUAGGGAACAAACUCUCACACCUCCUUCAGAUAUGCCUCUGAAUCUGUCGAAGCAUUCGGGUUGAAUCUCAGGAUCCCAAUAGAGUUGGUGCCUUACGAGUGGACAAAACACUACGCAAACACUGCCCGUGCAACGACAAUGCGAUAUAUAUUAGUAUUUUUUUAUUCAUAAAACAAUAGUAUCUUAGUAAGUAGAGAGAGAGAGAGAAAGAGAGAAAGAGACACAAAUACGAUGAAGCCAGAUAGUUGGAUUUUGGGAGAGCUAUACUUGUACAUACAAAUGCAUAAAUUUGUCAAUGGCGGCAUAGGUAUUUUAUAUUAAUAUUACACGCAAGAUUCAAAAGGAAAAAAAAAGGAAAAAAUCGUGAGUGGUAAUAUACAAAAACGUUAGGGAUAAAAAGAAAUGCAACUGCAAGCGUGUGUAUACGUUACACGUAUUUUUAUCGUGCGCGAUUUGCGAGUGGAGAGCCGCGUAGAAAGGGCAAAACGAAAGAAAAGGAAAAUCGGUGCGCGGUUUUUUUUUGCAAUUAUUUAAAACGAUACCGUAAACCCACAUUGUAGUCGAGGCGGAGGGGAUGUAUUGGCAGUCGAGCGAGUCAUCCGUACGGUUUUUUUUUUACUUUCGACAUUGCUACUCAUAUUUUACGUAUCGCGACGAGGGCGGGUGAACGCACGCGUAAACCUGUGUGCAGAAGCGCAGGGUUUCAUCCCGCAGGUCUCGUCCUGCGCAUCUCAUUUACGCAUUUUUCCCCGGUAUUCUUAUAACGUUACUGUCAUUAUUAUCAUUAAUGGAAAAAAAAUGGUACAUUAUCUUAAAGGAGUCGAUAAGAAAGACAUAGGAUUAUGUACAGAACAGAUUAUUGCCUCUAUAUCGCUAGCGUAUUAAUUAUUCUUAAAGAUAGAAAUGCAUAAUAAAAAUUUAGACUCUAAUAGAAUAUAUCCACAAUGGUAUACAGUUAUUUAUAUGAUAUUAUAUAUAACGCAAAAUACGAGAGGACACAAAAUUACUUUGAUAACGCGACCGUGGGGUGUGCCUUACAGAUAACUAACGAAAUUCCAUGAAAUUAAAUUAUGAACGUUCUUGCGGAUGUGUAUUAUUAUAAAAGGAGGCACUAUAUAUUGUGUAUAUAAUAAAUAUAUCUUUGUGUUACGUGUAUUUUCAUCAAAUCGACAUUUAUUCGUUCUAUUUAUUAUUAGUCAGGCGCAUCGAGAAACAUUUCACCGAGAAAGCAAGGCAAGCUCGCACAGGUUCUACAAGAUAAGUGAGUAAUUUUAAUUGUUCGACGCGUACGCGAUUCUCUUUGGCGAUUCCGACAAAAUGGAGAAAUAUGUGACUGCGCAUUAGCAAUUGUAUAGAAAAAGACUAAUUUUCGUAAAUAUAAAUAUUUCAUAUACUACGCA